CCACAUUUCGCUUCAACACAGCCGCUUCUAAGCAUAUGCUUCACCUGCCCCAGUUCGACCCCAAGUAGUCCUCUCACUACUGCUCUUCUAGGUAUCUAUUUUGUGCCAGCAACAUGGAGGCCACACGCACACGCAAGCGAAAGGCAGGCGUGAGCUACGUCGACUCUGGCGACGACAACCCCAAAAUAAACUCCCAGUCACCCGAAAGGAGAUCGAAAAGAUUGAAAAAUGCCACGGAUGCUAAUCCUGCCGAGGACACAUCCCAGGAGCCCAGCAAAGAAAAGGCCAAGUGUGGCAGCGAUGCACCACCUGAGAAGCGCCUCCGCCGAUAUCGUGCACGAGCACCUGGCAGCUACCUCGAAGUGAAAAAUCGCGCACUCACACAACGUUUGACUGUACUGUCUCGAGAAAGAUGUGGUACCGCUGAGUUGCCAGGCGAAAAGGUGGUGAUUGCUGGCUCGACAGGCAAUGUCUACACUGUAAAUGUAGGCCUGACACCUAGCUGCGAUUGUCCACACGCACGGAAAGGGAAUCAAUGCAAACAUAUCGUCUACGUCAUGCUCCGAGUGCUCAAGACACGAGAAGAUGUCGCGUAUCAACUCGCACUGACUGGUACCGAACUGCGCGAGUUAAUCAAGCAUGCGCCACUCAUACCUGGUGUCGAAACAGAUGGCAACGACAAGCCUGGUGAAGAGCGAGAUGGUAAUCGUAAACCCAUCGAAGGCGAGUGCCCUAUCUGCUACGAUGCGCUCGAUUCAGAGAAAGACGAUAUUGUCUAUUGCAAGGCCAGCUGUGGCAACAACGUUCACAAAACUUGCAUGCAGUCUUGGAUUCAGGUUGCUACGAGAGGCAAGGCAACAUGUCCAUACUGUCGAGCAACAUGGGACACAGAUGAAGUUCUCAACGGUAUCUCGGGAAGCAUCGAUACAAAGGGUUUACAGAGAACCGGAGAAGGAUAUUUCAAUAUUGCUAGCCAACUGGGCCUGAGCGGCGAGAGAGAUUAUUCGACCUACCAUCAAUUCUGGGUGCGGCGUCAAUUGGGCCACAGGUGGUGAGACACUUCUUUGAUCCUUCUCAUUGUUCGGAGCUUAUCUGUUUUGACCUCGGUGAGAUUCCGAGUGAAUCGGACCGCUCAAAGUGGCUGUGUGCAAGUUUUUACGAGGAUCAAUCUCGUCCUACAGAACUGGGUGAUGACCAAAGGCUGGAUUACUAGCAUCAGGGCAGAUACGGCUCUCUACUCAAACGCAUGAGUCUGUCAGCGCAUCUACAUUCACUUUUCGAAGAGGUUACGCUCUUUGCCUCGUGCAAGUCAUUGGGCUGCAGCGAUGUACUACAUAUUCUGUUCAGCUGCUUGUUAAUCAUUCAAUCUCUUCACAACCAAUGUGCCUUUUUAGUCGUAU
Boeremia exigua is the source of this 1400-nucleotide messenger RNA. RefSeq lists its product as uncharacterized. The record is from RefSeq and is a predicted model, not a curated record. The transcript has a single exon. The coding region runs from base 114 to 1055 and encodes 313 amino acids. Lineage: Eukaryota; Fungi; Ascomycota; Dothideomycetes; Pleosporales; Didymellaceae. Gene Ontology annotation, molecular function: zinc ion binding; ubiquitin protein ligase activity.